AUGGUAGAGUCUACGAAGCUCGCUACCGGCCCCGCUUCUUCAAAGCCAUACAUAAAGUCGUCGUAUAUCAAUGACAGUCCAAAAGUUCAUUUCCUAGUCAAGAUGAAAGUCUCGACCGGUUUAACGCUCUUUGCAUUGAUUUCAUCGUCACCGCAACCCAUUGAGGGUGCAUCGAGCACUUUGAUUGCCCCACGCUUUGGACGCCUUCCAACUGGCGCCAUCAAACCGUUUGGAUGGUCUUUGAACCAAGCCCGUGUUCAAGCAGAGGGUCUGGCAGGCCAUCUGAGGGAUUUCGAUAGUUAUGUCGCAGGCUCAAUCUGGGUCCCAGGAGGUAGUAUUGAAUAUAGUGAGAUGCACGAAUCUGGGCCUUAUUGGUUUAACGGAAUGAUUGCCUUGGCCUUUCAACUAGAAGACCAAAGGUUGAUUGGUCAACUCCGCGAAUUUCUUGACUUCAACUUGGACAACCAGCAACCAGAUGGUUGGAUUGGCCCCGAUUGGAACAUGUCGAUUCCUCGGCUAGUGUGGCCUCGAUAUCUCGUAUUGCUGGGGCUCAUUCAAUACGCUGAAGCAGAUCCGUCACAAACUGAGCGGAUCGUGGACGCGAUGCAUCGCUUUGCAUCGCUAGUCCAUCAAAUCUGGUCCAAUAAUCAGCAAGGCCAGCCUUCUAACGGUUUUAAUUUCGAUUACCAGUUCGUUCGCUGGGAAGAGUUGAUAUUAUCUCUGGAAUGGCUCUUUGAUAAUUUCCCAAGAGGCAAGGAAGCCGAGCUCCUAGAGUCGAUGCGAAUGGUUAGAGCAUCCGGAUUUGAUUGGAAAAACAAGUGGUACACAGACACCAACUUUCCUAAGGAAGCUGUAACGUCGCUAAAUAUGCAAACACAUGGUGUGAACAAUGCCGAAGCUCUGAAGUCGGAAGCUUUGGCAUAUCGCUUCACCGGCGAUGAGAGUGACAAGCAAAGCACAUUUAAUCGUCUGGAUUUAUUGUACAAGUAUCACGGGCGUGCUUCUGGUACCUUCUCUGCGGACGAGCACCUCGCUGGUUUGGAUCCCUCACGAGGAACAGAGCUGUGCACCGUCGUUGAACAGAUAUUCUCGCUCGCAGUUAUUUACCAGAUAUUUGGCAACAACUCCAUAGCUGAUAGAGCCGAAAAGCUAGCGUACAACGCGUUGCCCGCUGCACUCAUGCCCGAUUGGAAGUCUCACCAAUACGACCAAGAAGUCAACCAGAUUUGGGCUAAAGAAAUGAAUCCGCCACCGUGGGGCAACAAUGGCCCAGAUUCCAAUGUCUUUGGAUUCGAGCCAAACUAUCCUUGUUGCACUGUCAACCAUCCGCAAGCAUAUCCAAAGUUCUGGGCGAAUUCAUUCGUCACCGAUGCGAAUGGGACUUCUCUCAUCCAUGCCUUCCUUGGACCGGCGACAUUCUCUGGCCGGUUGGGAUCGAGUAAUCGAGUUGAAGUCGACACGUUAUAUCCUUUUGGGCCGUCUUUGACAUAUACUGUCUCCGCGAGACAAGCUUUCGAUUUCAAGAUUCGCGUCCCCGAUUGGGCUCAGAGUGGCAAGAGCACAAUAUCCUUGAACAACGGUCGUGCGGCUCGCUUGAAUGUAGAUGCGUCUUCUUUCCAUAUCGUAAAAGUACCAGCUCGAACGACGACGUUUAAAGUGACACUGGAUAUGCCGACUACCAUCGAGGCUCGGCCGAAUGGUGCAAUCGCCGUGAAUCGGGGCCCUCUACUGUAUGCAAUAGACUUGCAGUUCAAUGAUACUGUAACACCGGGUCAAAGGAGUGCUCAGGCUUUGAACGAUGUAAGAAGGUUGUAUCCCAACGCCCCUGAAGAUUUCUUGACGGCUUUUGACAAUCACACUCAAGCCCAUACCUUGCUUCCUACGGGGGAAUGGCGACUUGCAAUCGAUGCCUCCAGCAUUAGGGUCAUUGAUAAAUCCGCAGAUAUUUCCGAACUGCCCUUCUACGCCUGGGCGGCCGACUCGUCGCCAGUCAGUAUGACCGCUGACGCCUGCCAGAUUGAGUGGGGGUUAACUAAGGGGACCGCGUCUACUCCCCCGACCAGUCCCAACGCGUGCGUCGGACCUAAAUUGAAGGUGAACUUGAUACCUUUCGGAGCAGCGAAACUGCGGUUGGGCGAGAUCCCUACGAUGCACCAACGCAUCAACCUCAAGGUUUCAAGAUCUGAUGGUUCACAACUCAGAGACCUCCCUCCCAGCCCUAAGUCGCGAUUGACAAUGGAGAGAAUAUCCUCUCGGUUCAACAACCCAGAGAGCGACAUAACAUGCCGUUCCUCAGACUUCAUAUCGUUUAAACUGAAGCGCGUAAACUUACAAAUGUUCUCCAAUAUUCCCGUUCUCUUCGCGGAUGCUCUUAGCGCGGACUCACCUAAUACCUUUGCGAGUUCGCCUGUGUCUGCAUCAAAGCAACGACACUCCCAGCUGGAUGCCUGCGGGGAAUUUCGUAUCGUUGAUGCCGAGGGAACGAAAGGCAAGGGCCUGGAUACUGAUGAUGAGGCGGAGGGCGACCAGGAGGCGAGGGAUGAUAGAGGGGGCACAAAAGGAGGUAGCAACGAGUUCUUCAGCGUGGACGGCAAUCGAAAUAGUGUACCAUCGCCAUCGCCGUCACCUUCUUCAGCGUCAACAUCAACACUUACGCCGUCUCAGCACUAUGGUCGCGCGCCUCCUUCACCCACACCCUCUCCCCCACCUCUCAAUCGUACUCAAACAGCCCCCUCAAACAGCCCCACUCCACCACCGACGAUAACUUUAACGGAAUCCUCCGCAACCCUCGAAAUUCUCUUCCAGUUCAUGCACAAUCAGCCACAACCCAUAGCGACCAUCGCAGUAAUCUCUUUUAGCUCCCUUGUAGCCCUCGUCUCCGCAGUCGAGAAGUACCAAGUUCAUGCCGCGAAAGAGGCGUGUAGGAAUCGAUUAAGGGAGUUUAUACCACACCAACCACUCAAAGUUUUGCAUAUUGCGACAAUCCAUAGAUAUACCUCGUUGAUGGAUGAAGCAGCGCCAUAUACCCUUGGUCUCCCUCUCAAAGACAUCCAAUCAACUUUGAACGCGAAUACGUUCAUUGCUUGGGUUCACUACCACCACUCCUUCUCCCUCCUCCUACAUCAGAUCCAGACGUACCAAUCACCCACCCGCUAUCACUGGGAAUCUCUUAAAGACAAACCAGGUGUCAAGACCAUGGAUUCGCCGUGCGAAGUGUGGACGGAGUUAUACGCGAAGGUGGCAUGGAGGAUUGGGGGCUGGGUUGGGGGAAUCGUUGGGUUGAGUGAUAGUAAUGGCGAUAACGACAGUAAUAAUGCUAACGCUAAUGGGAAUGGUGGGGGAGCGGGAGGUGGAGGAAUAAAGGAGAUAUUUAGGCAGACGAGGGAGGUGAUCGGGCUGAGGUGCAUGAGCUGUCCGAAGUGGAUGAUGGAUUGGGAAGAGGAGGUCUUGUAUCGGAUGGGGAAGAUGAAGAGGUUUAGUGAGUAUUUGUGA
This is a messenger RNA of Pleurotus ostreatus (oyster mushroom), 3492 nucleotides long. RefSeq lists its product as uncharacterized. Gene Ontology annotation, biological process: carbohydrate metabolic process. The transcript is spliced from 25 exons. The coding region runs from base 1 to 3492 and encodes 1163 amino acids. The record is from RefSeq and is a predicted model, not a curated record. Lineage: Eukaryota; Fungi; Basidiomycota; Agaricomycetes; Agaricales; Pleurotaceae.